AUGGGUAAGAUUACAAGAAGAACUAGAGAGGCGAAGAAGAAGCAAAGGCAGCCUAUUGUCAAGGUCUGUCUGAGCUAUCCCAUUAUUCCCCAGGUGGAGGAGGGUGAGGUGAUUGACAUAGUUCACGAGAGGAGCAGAGGGGCGCCCGUGGCGAUUAUAAGCUUUAAGGAGGACGAUUGCAUGGUUCCAGCUUCUGAGGGGAUGUACACCGGACAGAAGAUUCUCAUUGGGGAUGAUGCGCCGAUUGACAUAGGAAACAUCACAAAAAUCAAGAAUGUGCCUGAGGGAAUGGCAGUCAACUCUGUUGAAAGCGUGUAUGGAGAUGGAGGCACUUUUGCCAUGGUGAAUGGGAGCUAUUCUCUCGUGGUGAAUCACAGGAAGGAAACCAAUGAAACGGUGAUAAAGAUACCAUCUGGAAAGAAGCUGACUGUGAGCAGUGAGUGUAGGUGCAUUGUAGGUGUGGUUGCAGGAGGAGGUAUCCACGACAAGCCCCUUCUCAAGGCAUCUGUAGCUCACUACAAGGCAAAGGCCCGCGGCCAUGUCUUUCCAAGAGUCAGAGGUGUAGCAAUGAAUCCCGUUGAGCAUAUUCAUGGAGGAGGCAACCAUCAGCAUGUUGGCAAGCCCACCACCGUUUCGAAGAAGGAUAUUUCUCAAGAACAGAAGAUUGGUCUUGUUGGAGCUAGACGCACUGGAUAUAGGGUUGGGUCCAGGAAGCUUUAG
Molecule: messenger RNA, 720 nt
Organism: Encephalitozoon cuniculi GB-M1
Lineage: Eukaryota; Fungi; Microsporidia; Unikaryonidae
Product: 60S ribosomal protein L2
Exons: 1
Coding region: 1-720 (239 amino acids)
Biological process (GO): cytoplasmic translation
Cellular component (GO): ribosome; cytosolic large ribosomal subunit
Molecular function (GO): structural constituent of ribosome; RNA binding
Source: RefSeq, marked provisional